AUGCGCCCCAGGCUGGCGGUAGCUACCGUCCCUGUCGGUGGGCGACAGGCCCCGCCCGCGGCGGCAAGAAGGCCCCCGCGUGUUGCUGGCGGCAGGCCUCGCCCAGGGCGCGAGGGGGGCCAGGACCUGCGGCGGGGCGACAGGCCUCGCUUGCGCGGGGGAGGCCUCGCCCGCGGGGGCGAGAGGCCUCGCCUCGCUGCGGACGCGGGAGCUCGCCCGCGGCGGGGCAGAAGGCUCGCCCGUCGCGCGGAUGCGGGAGGUCUCGGCCCGCGCGGGGCCGAGAGUCCCGCCGCGCGCCAGGCGCGGGGCCUCGCCCGCGCGAGGCCGAGAGGUGUUUCGCCCGCGGGGGCGAGGGUCUCGCUCGCCGGGCGGCGGGCGCGAGGGGGCCUCGCCCGUAAACUGCGCGGUGCGAGGUGGGGACCCGCCCGCGCUGGGCGAGGGUCCCCGCCGCGCUGGGCGAGGGUCCCGCGCUGGCGAGGGUUCUCGCCCGCGGCUGGCGAGUGGCUGUCGCCCGCGCUUGGUGGGCUGGCGCCGCCGCGGUGGCCGGUUCCUGACGGAUUGGUCAAUCAGAUGAUGGAACUGGUUGCCGAUCAGAGGAGGAGGAGGCCCCGUCGCUGA
Jatropha curcas is the source of this 618-nucleotide messenger RNA. The record is from RefSeq and is a predicted model, not a curated record. NCBI's taxonomy places the organism in Eukaryota, Viridiplantae, Streptophyta, Magnoliopsida, Malpighiales, Euphorbiaceae.